AUGGCCUCUCUUAAUGUUACUUGUGCACCAAGAAACCCAUAUUUGUUGUGGUUACAAGCUCAAGAUAUGCGUCGCUCAUACAACAUUUUCCAUGAACGUGUUGUAAGCGAGCCAAGAUGUAGAAAAGGUGAUGGAAGGCUGUCUGAUGCAAUGAAGAAUAGUAUGCCCGCCAAAGUCAUUCAGCAUCUCAAGGAUGUUGGGUUUUUCCAAAUAUUCAAGGUAGUGGUUCAAAAACUUGAUCAUCCUUUGAUUACCAUGUUGGUGGAAAGAUGGCGUCCAGAGACCAACACGUUUCAUUUUUCUAUUGGUGAAGCAACUGUCACCUUGCAAGAUGUGCAGGUGAUAUGGGGUUUACUUAUAUAUGGACCAACGGUGACUGGUGAAUGGGUUACAGAAACCCGAAAUGUUGAUUACUGGAACAAUAUGUGUAUGGAAUAUCUGGGCUUUUUUCCUAUAGAUGUUGCAGAUUUUGAUAACUUGAAAACAGUCGGAUCAAAUUUCACACCAUAUUGUCUAUACAAAGCUAGAAAGAUUAUUCUAGCUAUUAUUGGUUCAGAGAUUUUUCUUGAUGCGAACACAUAUGAUGUUAGCUUGAAUUUUUGUAGGAACCUAAGAGACUUGAGAAAAGAAGGUAGAAAGAGUUGGGGUAUUGCAGUUCUUGCGUGUUUGUAUAGAAACCUGUCUAAGGGUAGUAUGCCUGCAAGAAAGGGCAUUGAUGGGUCUUUGUUGUUGCUCCAGGGCGUGGGAAAGAAGGCCACGGAUUGCCCCACGCGUCACGACACGCAAAGAAGACGCGCUAUAUGCUUAUCGCCCCCGCUUAGGAAACAGGUGGAAUGGAGACUCAAUAUAUUCGCUAUGCAUUUCUUCACUUAUAAUGAUUCCGUUGCCAAUUUUUCUUAUUUCUUUUAA
Messenger RNA from Erigeron canadensis, 909 nucleotides. RefSeq names its product serine/threonine-protein phosphatase 7 long form homolog. Bases 1 to 909 code for a protein of 302 amino acids. The transcript is spliced from 2 exons. Lineage: Eukaryota; Viridiplantae; Streptophyta; Magnoliopsida; Asterales; Asteraceae. Gene Ontology annotation, biological process: meristem development; meristem maintenance. The record is from RefSeq and is a predicted model, not a curated record.